Schistocerca gregaria is the source of this 7075-nucleotide messenger RNA. RefSeq lists its product as uncharacterized. The transcript is spliced from 5 exons. The record is from RefSeq and is a predicted model, not a curated record. NCBI's taxonomy places the organism in Eukaryota, Metazoa, Arthropoda, Insecta, Orthoptera, Acrididae. The coding region runs from base 308 to 2491 and encodes 727 amino acids.
ACACGAAAGAAAGGUCUUUGAUAUUGCACAGAUGUGCAUCACGUCGGCAAGAUAUGUUGACGGAGGUGUUGUGAUAUUGGUUUGUUUGAAAGAAGCAUAAGAGUUUAUAUGGUACAGUGUUGUCCUGUAAAGUUUGUGUAGUUUUACUGGUGAUAUCCGAAACAGAUAUCACACCAUUUCAUCGUUGCGUUUUUUUGUUUCGUUAGAUGUGAUUAAGAUGCUGGAAAUGCGCCGUGAUUGGGAGUGAAUUAUUUCGGUGUUCAUAGACAUAAUCGCAUUUGUGUUGGAUACAUCCUGUAAAUGAGAGAUGAAUGUGGGUGAUGUGGAUAUGAAUGGUGAAGCUGAUGAUAAUGACACCGACAGCACAGACUGCAUAACAAGUACUCCUAUACAUCAUGAUCGAAGUAAACACUGUAUGGCCUCAGGCGGAGGUGCUCGUCCAAAGAACAGACAUUUGGUUAAUCAUUUAGCAAAUGGUAUUUCCAGUCAUGUAAUUGAUGGUGCUGUAGCUGUGAAUAACAAUUUACCUGUGGAUGCUGUUAGUGAAGCAACAAGCAGCAAGACAGAAGUCAAUUUGGGCGUUACCGUAAACAAAGUUCUCAAUGGUUUGAACUCAAACCAACCAGAAAACUCAUUACCUCUCUGCGUAGAAUCAUAUUUGGGCACUGCCAACGUUAAUAACCCUGUUUCAUCGUGUUCGCGUCCACUCCAGAACGGGACGGGCAAAAAUUCCUUGCGUCAUAGAGAAAGGAGUGGAGUUGUAAGUAAAAGGUGGAAUGACGAUGAAAGUUCUAGUGAUACGGGAAAUGAAGGUGAAGAUGUGUUGUCUGCGGACGAGUGUUGUUUUUACACCUACAAGGGCGAUCAGUUAGCAGAUUUACCGAGCUCGUUUUUCAGGCUCGAUGUCGUUGGUAACGGCGAACAAUGUGUUGGAGAAAAUUCACCAAGAACCAGUGGAAACGGAGAAAUUAAUGAAAAUGUUCAUCAUCACAGUGGAAGCUCUUCACCAGAUAUGGAUUUUCUGGAAAUGGAUUUUGAUCCCGGACAUUCUUGCGAUCAGAACUCGGACGAUGAUUCUGAUGUAUGCGAGUUAAGGGAAGAAGAGUCUUGCCAUGAAACUGCAACAACUGAAAGGGUAUUUGAGGUAGCUUCUGAUUCAGUGGAAGAUGAGGUAGAAGACACUCAGGAACAAUGUCCCUGUAAUCAUAGUGAAUUAAUGCCACCUUCGGAAAAUGGUGCAGUUUCACUAGUACCAACACCACUUACUUCUGAAGGAAAUAUCGUAUCAGAAUCUCACAAUAUAAUUUCUCUCCCUCAAAAAAUGCCAACGAAUUUGCAAUCAUUGUUUCUUCCUCGCAGCCGUAGCAGUGAAGUUUUUCCAAGCACUAGUACUGCUAGUGUUGUCUGUUGGCCAGCAAGAGACACUCGAGGUCAUCAUUGUAGUGGUGCAGAUCUGUGUUCUCCAGGUGAAACCGAUGUGUGUUGCAGUGACUGCCCAGUUGACCAUGCAGGUUUGUGGAAUGAAUCCCACUCCAGGUUGCAGUGUGAGCAAUUGCCAGAUACCAGGAAGCAAAGCCUCCAUACUUCUCUUUAUCACAGCAUAAUGGCGAAGAGGUUGCUUCUGAGUAUUCACCCAGAUGUUGAAGAAGGCAGUUCAAUAAAACAUAACAGGAAGAUAGCGGAAAGAGUAAUGAUUUGGUCAGAGAAAGAAGCUUGUGCCAAAAAUGUUACACAGAUUGGCACUUCUCAGUGUGGAGCAACAGCUGUCAUCAAUGUACUGCUGGUGUUUAACAUCCCAUACUCACUUGAGAGAGUGAAGGACGCAGUCAGGACAAGGUUAAGAGCAGAAGCUGCCCCUCUUCCGGAAUACCUGUUGUCUAGAUCUUUUGCUGGAGCUACACACGAAGACCUCAUCCGAGGAGUCCAGCAGGCAUCAGAUGGCUUUGUUUAUGCUCGCUUCAUUCACAUGUACCCCAACCGAGUUUCUUCACUCACAAAAUGGCUAGCUAGUUGGAUGAGGAAAGGUGCUGUGCCAAUCCUGACACUGAAUUUACAGAAGGGUGUAGCCCCUGGUAGCCCAGUGCCAGAUGCAUGGCACCACCAAAUGGUAUUUGGUGUUGGUCCUCAAGGCAUCUACCUCACCAACCCCCUAGAGUGUGUCAGUGAGGAAGCCCUGUGGCCGCAACUGUCCAGCCCCUCGAUACUGCUCAUCAGGCGAAGUGACAUCCUCGCUCGGUGGAAUGAAGUGACAGACCUCCGUACACUUCUCUGCCAGGCAGAUCGUCGCUGGAAGGAUAUGAAUGUUUUGGGGCAAGUUGUGAACAUCAUUCGCGAGUCAGCCACAUCCCGAGCGCAGAGCCAGGGCCGUGUUUUGACAUCUCAUAUAACAAUACCUGCAUCAUACAGUUCAGGAAUUACAUUGGUUAUCAGCAGAGAAUCUCCUUUCUAUGAAGAACUGAAAAAUUCACCUUCCUCACACUUUUAUGCUUGAUGUCUCCUCCCAGGUGAAGUGUACAGAUUAUACAUUUACAUUGUGGAACAUGUGUAAAACAAAUUAUUUUCAGAGUACAACUUCCUUUUUUAUUUAGUGCUAGAUAUAAUGUAAAAAGGCAUUAAGCAUGCUUUAUAUUCUAUGUUAUAUGAUUUUUUAAAGUUUUGUUUUGUGGCAAAUUUUGAUAUUGGAUGAAGAUGUGAAAAUGUAUUUGGAGGUGGCACAUAAAGCUCAUCUUGCUGAAACCCAAGCCUAUCAACCUGUAGGCAACCGUACCAAUUUUCUGUUUUGUUCACUUUCUCAGCAAUUUGCAGUUGCGUCUAGUCUUAUUGUGUUGGAAUAGUUUAAUUAUCACAUAUAUAAAUUUUUCUUUUGUUUUUCCUUAUGACAAAUACAGAGCAUUCCUAAUUAUCCCUUUUGACUCAGGAUGCUGGUUAACAUGAAAUACCCAACUCUGUUCAUAAAAUAACUGUUUAUUUUCUUGUAAUUACUUGCUGUACUGUCAAGGAAAUGUGUUUUAUGUGAGGGCAAACUAUCUUGGUUGUAAAUCAUCUUCCUCUUUGCGUUAAAGUGUCUUACGUUCCUUCCCCCCCUUCCCCACAAAGGUUUGCCUAGUUGUGAUUCAUGAUGUUAAUGUGACAACCAGUGAUAUUUAUUCUUCUAUUCUCUCAUACGAUAUAGUAAACAUUUGGAAUUGGCCUUUUGACUCCAAAGCUUACCCCUACCCAAUACAAUUUUUCUGCUAAACAUGCUCUCCAGCCUUCUUGAAUUUGGAUGGGAAAUAGGUUACCUGCAAUUAUGUGGCUGAUUGCUGUGACAAAGGCAUAAAUAUUGGUUAAUUUGUAGCUUUUAAAAUCUAUUGCCAGUUACAUAAAAUAAUAACUUAUUUUUGUUCUUUUUGAGUGGAAACUUAUCAAAGAAGUGAAGGGUGAAAUCACACUUCGUCUUGCAUGUUUCACAUCAGAAAAUGGUUCCUCUCCUUCAGCCUCUUUUAAUGUCUUUUGCUAAAAGACAUACAGCCCUUUGUUGACUCAUUUUCAUUUGGAGUUAUAAAUGAUGUCAGAAGAUGACAGUCUUCCUCUCUUUCCUCAAUUCCUUUUCAUAACAUUCCCCACAAGCUGAGUGAUGAGAUUACUCUUAUAAGAAGAAGGGCUCUCUCCUGUCUUCUUCAUAUCUUAUGAAUAAAGGAUAUAGCUGUUCACAACUACAACUUCCAUAAAUUAUAGGAACAUUUUUUCCACCAUUUGUAGUACCUCCAUGUAAACACAUAACAUCCACAGUUCUACCGAGUCUUCCAGUUCCCUUGAUCUGUGACAGGAGAAACUAAAUGCAGUGUCCAAAAUAUUGGGGAAAUUGGGUAGCCAAUAUUUGGUACAAUGGUCAAGUAAUUGUACCUUCAAAUUCAGAGCUAUGUUCAUUAUUACACAAAAGAAUGGCAAUUUUUUCUAGUAAACAUCUUCCUGUGAGUGAAUAUUUUGUUGAUGGCAUCAUCUUCAAUAUUUUUUCCACUGGGUAUGUACAGGUCACAAUCUGUUUUGCUACUAAUUUUCUCAUUGUAUGAAAACUAGAAAUUUUUGAGCUCUGUUGUUUGAACGCUUUGAGAAAGCCUGAAUCUUUGUUGGCUGACAAGAUCAGGAACUUGAUUAUGUCAUAAUAAACCUUUCAGUUACAUGCACUGUUGUCGCUUUCUUCUCCAUCGCUCACUGCAGACAAGGGGGGAAAAAAGUUUUUCAUCUUCAGCAUCUUCCAAAUGCCACAGCAUGUGGCACUUACAAACAUUGUUAAUACAUAUCAUUUUUAUACAAGGAAGAACCAUGGAAUAAAGACACAGUGACCACUUACACGCAUCAAAACCUGUCACGCUGUGAAAUAGUGUGUGCUAUUUGCUCUAUGGAAGCAGAAAAUUAUUAUAUCAGAUGACAUCCAACACUUGGUUGGAAAGGGGGAAAACUUUACCCAGGAGAACUUAUGUCAAAUAGCCACCACCAUACUUGUUUUAUCACAUGUUUCCACUUGGUGAACACAAGAAUGCCUGCAACUUGCCCACAUCUUUUAUUGAAAUAUUUUUCUUGACCUUAUCCCAUAUUCUGAUCUUCAUGCGUUCUUUAAGAAUUUAUAGGAAGAAAUCAACAUCUAAUAGCAAAGUAUUGUACUUCAGAGUCUGUAGCCAUUAGUAUUACUAGUAGAACACAUCUUUGUUACACCCAGUUAUUGCGACUUUCAGUAUUCUGCUGCUGACUAUUGAAGUGUCAUGUUUUAGUUGUUGUCAAAACUCCCGUCAUCUGUUUCCUGUUUCAUUUCCAGUUAUUGUUGCCAGAGUAUUGAUGGACCAUAAAAGUCUCACUCUAUUUUGUACAAGGUUUUUUCUGUUUAGUGUUUACACAAAUUUAUUCAUUUUCCGAUAAUCAGUAAUGGCUUUGUACCUAACUUUGCUCUGUGAUUAAAAUGUACAUAGAAUAUCAAAUCUGUUGCUAUGGUGCAAUGGACAACCACUGGCCUGUCAAUUCAUUUGAGCUCUAGCAAAGAUAAUUUGAUAAUGAGAUAUUACCUAUUAUUUAACAUGCUCUAUAUAUAUAUCCUUGGCCGCAUUUAAUAGCUCCAGCUGUUGUUUGAGUGUAACCAUUUUCCAGAGCUGACAUUUGGCAAAGACUGAACCCAUUCUCCAGAGCAAAACAGAUCCUUAUUUUCUGCCUGCUGUUAUCAAUAAAGUUCUGUAGUUAGAAUAAGUACUUGCAUGCAUAGAAAGUUUACAAGAAGUGUGUGAAAGUUGUGUUAACAGAAUUGACCAAAUGCUUGGUACUCUUAUGUUAGAAAAAAAAAUUUAUUGCCCAUUCUGUCUGAAAAAAUAGUCAUCUGAUAUGCAAAUAAUAAAUAUUAAUGUCUGUGAAAGAUCAAAAGAGAAAGGUUGCUUCAGUGAGAAUAACAGAAAAAAACACAGUUCAGAAAUUGAAUAAUUUAUUCCACAGAAAGGAAACUAUGCCAAGCAUACAAUCCAAAACUAAUAUUAACUGGAUAUCUGAAGUUGUUUACAAACUGUAUAUUUCAUCCACAGACAUAGUUUCCAGCAUUUCCAUUCUGAAUUAAAUUAUAUAAGUAAAAUGAGAAAGAGAGCUAUAACAUUAACUUAAAUGUAGAUGAAAAGGUUGUACUUGCAACAAAUUAAAGGUCAGUGAAAUUCAGCAGGAAGACAUUUGUAUAAUUUAAUCAGGAUUUAAGAUACUAAUGUUUUUGACCAAGUAUAAUGAAGAAAGAAAAGUAGAAAGGAAAAUUUGAGGUUAGGAUUGCAUCUCAUAUUGAAGUGAGAAUGUAAAUGGUUAUUUAUGUUACACUUCUCAGCAAGAGACAGCCCUGCUCUUGUCUGCUGUGUACUAUCAUUCUUUCUCUUUGUACUUACGAAAGGAAGCUUUGUAUCCCGUGAACUUUUCUUUUAAUAUUUCAUCUGUUAUUAAUACCUUCUAGAUAUUGCUCUUGUCAGUGUUAUUAGUAGUUUCACUGUCAGAGAAAUGAGUGAGAUACCUUCUUGGAGAAGCUGUUGUGGAGUGGAAAAUGAUGGGCAGAAAAUGCUAUUUCAUAUGCUCGCAAAGGCUCAUUAUAUUACAGUAUUCCUGAAUUAUCUAAUUAGCUGUGUUUACAGGUGAGAUACUGAUAAGUUAAAGAUAAUAUAAGUAAUCUUUUGGCUUUUAUUUAAGUGAAAGAUUUUGGGAAAGUUGUCUAUAAAAGUUUUUUUCCUUACCUAUGACUCCUUAUCACACUUCAAAGUUUAAGUUUUAUCACCUUGUGAGAGGCAGCUGACUCAAAUUCAUGGAAGCUUUGCUCUUGGAGAUUCUUUUAAAUGCAUGUCUUGUUUUGUUAUAGUAUAAAGAAUCAUCAAUUACUUUGUGUAUCAAAUUAUUGUGAGGAAGUAAAUAAACAGUAGAUACUGGUUGCAGGAAAACCAGAUGCUAAUAAUGCUUGUUUACAGAAAGUGGCUAAUUCUGCUAUUUGAUGUUGUAUUUUGUGCAAAGUAUGAAGAUAAAAUGUUGUUGCUGUACAUCUGUUGUGAAACAAGAUACGAACAUCUAUUUUCUCCUUUUAAUUGCCAAAUAGUUUUGAUUUGAGUCAAUGGUAUGCGACAAAUAAUUGGAAAAAAAUAGAGUGUGAACGGCAGUUGUUUAUGUGCCAUGAGAUUGUAAUUUUGACUGAAAUCAUAUCAUGUAAGUUUUUGUGUAUAUAUUUUAAAAUGCUUAUACAAGAUUAUAAAAUGAAAGCACAAGUUAAAUGUAGUCUUAUAUAUUUUAGAAAGAAAAUUUGCUUUUAUACCAAAGAACCAGAGGAUGGCAACACCUUGUAGUUUGUAGAUAUGAUGUUACUGCUGCCAUUGCAUAUACCAAACAUAUAUUAUAUUGAAUGAUGAUGAAAUAAAUGUGUCAUAAAAUUGUACUGGCUAUACUUUCGAAGACUUGAAUCUAAAAACUGUAUUUGCUUGAAAAUAUCUUCUUUGAGAGCAGCUACUAAUCAUAUGCAAAGUCAGAGUGAAGAUGGAGGUAAAUAAAAUUAUUGCUUUGUUAUAGAUACAAAAUAAAAUAUCAUGCAUAUGAGAAUGAA